Pieris macdunnoughi is the source of this 5049-nucleotide messenger RNA. Lineage: Eukaryota; Metazoa; Arthropoda; Insecta; Lepidoptera; Pieridae. The record is from the annotation of a GenBank genome assembly.
AUGAAUGCAAACAUACCCGAUGAAGUUAAAAUAGAUGUUUCAGUAACAGUUUGUGAGAAAUGCAAUAUUGUUUUCAAAAAUUACGAUAAUCUCCGACAACAUUUGCUUCAUGAGCAUGCGUUUGUUGAUUUUAACGUGAAGCCGGUUAUGUUGACUUUAAGUUGCGAUAACUGUAAGAAAGUUUUCACGUCUAAGUUAGGCUUGAAGUAUCAUCUAAGUAGGUGCAAAGAUUCCUCUAAUAGAACAAAAGUGAUUAAACAAAAUAUCGCUAUCCUCCUUAACAUGUCCACGGCGCUUCCUUUUAAAUACUUUAUGAAUCGUUUUCGAUGCUUUCACUGUUCUAAAGAUUUCGUACAAUUUGAUUCACUCAAAGAACAUUCUGUCAAAGAGCAUCCGCAUUGCGACUUGAAAUCCAAAUCUAUGAAAUUUCUUAAAGGACGUGAUAUUAGUUUGAAAAUUGAUGUAUCUAAUUUGUCCUGCAAAGUAUGUUCAGAAAACUACUCAGACGUACCACCCCUAAUUGAUCACUUAAUAGCUAAACAUAAAGCGACCUAUGAUAAAACUGUAGAAUAUUUGCAAUCGUUUAAAAUUGCAAAGGAUAGUAUAACAUGUCCAUUUUGCUCGGACGUGUUCCAGUAUUUCAGAAAACUGCUGGAGCAUAUUAAUUUGUUACAUUCUGUGGAGAAUUUUGUUUGCGCUUACUGCGGUCAGACUUUUGGCAAUAAUUAUAACUACCGCGCACACAUAUCGCGCUACCACAGACAAGAUAGUGUCAAGUGUAUGGAGUGCUCUACUGAGUUUCCUACCGUCCACAAACUAUCCCGUCACAAAGCCAGAGUACAUGGUGAGAAAAUUUACCAGUGUCAACAAUGUGACGAUAAAUUCGGGACGCAAUAUCUACUUAAAAAGCACGCAAUACAAGCGCACAGUUCUGGCCAUAAAUGCAUGUACUGUAACCGGGUCUUCACUAUAAAUUCUCAUUUGAGAAAUCAUGUACGACGUCUGCACUUGAAGGAGAAGAAUUUCGAGUGUAAUAUUUGUUCUGAGAGGUUUUUUGAUAAGCCGCUAUUAAAAACGCAUCUAGUCAAACAUAUUGAUGAAAAUCCGGAAGGCCUAGAGCCUUAUACGUCUGAGAAGAGAAGGAAAAACUUGCAAAUACUCUUCAACAACACAACGAUUAUACCGUUUAAAUGGCGAGGGAAAUAUCUGUGUUUCUAUUGUGCUAAUGACUAUACGGAAUACUCAGAUUUAAAGAAACACAUGAAAUCGCACGGCCAAUGCACAACACGGGACUACUCGCUCAAAGCAAUCAAAGGAAAUAGUAUAGAAAUUAAACUAGAUAUAUCGGCUAUUGAAUGCGAAAUCUGCAACGAACCUUUUACGAGUCGAAGUGAAAUAGUCGAUCACUUGAUAGGAAAACACGAUUUGGAUUACGAUAAAACAGUUGAAACGCCAAUCUCAGAAUUUCGGUUGGUGGAUAUGAAGUGCCAGUAUUGUGAAAAGGAUUUUUCGUACUUCGUCUAUUUAAGGAGACAUUUGAAGCUUGCCCACUCGCAAAAUAAUUUUGUUUGCGACGACUGUGGAGCCACGUUCAAUAGUAAACGGGAUUUGGCAUUCCACCUUCACAAUUUCCACAAAUAUGGAGGGUACCCGUGCGACGUGUGCGCAGAUGUCUUCGAUUCCAAAAACGCUUUGAAAAGUCACAAAAACAAAAAUCAUUUCAGAAAGUGCAUAUAUUGCAAUGGUAGCUUCGCGUCCUUUUCCUUGUUACAAAAGCAUAUCCAGAACGAUCAUUCCCAGUUUAAUAGUAAUAAGUGUCCAUUUUGUUCAAAAAAAUGUCAUUCAAAGCAAGGUGUCGGGCUGCACAUAAAAAACUGUAAAAUGAAUAUACUACAAAAGACUCCAGCUAUGCUACCUUCGGAAAACGCUAUAGAGCCGAAGAAAAAGCAAAAUUUAACCCAAAUUAGACGAAAUAUAAUUAACGUAUUAAAUAUGACAUCGGUAGUUCCUUUUAAAUUCUUUGCCAAGUUUUCCUGCUUCUAUUGCUCGUUACGGUUCACGGACUUUGAGGAACUCAAACAACAUACGGCGUCCGAACAUCCGUUUUGCGAUUUAAACACGCCCAGUAUUAAGAAAUGUAAAGGCGAACGGACAACUGUCAAAAUUGACAUUUCCUCCCUCUCGUGUAGAAUUUGCAGUCAACCAGCUGAACAAUUCGAAGAACUGAUCGAUCAUAUUAUAGCUAAACAUAGUGCGUCCUACGAUAAAUCUGUUAUUAGCUUUGAGCCGUUUCGAAUUUAUAUCGACAAAUGCUCUUGCACGCAUUGUUCUAGCGUUUUUCGAUAUUUCACAACUUUACUGCGGCACUGCAACUCUGAGCAUAGCAAUACGUGCCACGUGUGUGAUUCUUGCGGGAGAAGUUUUAAAAAGGUAUCAAAUUUAACAGCGCACAUUGCGCAUACGCAUAAAGGCGCUUGCGAGUGUUCUAUAUGCGGUAUUCAGUAUAGGAACCAAUGGUGUUUGAAUCGGCAUAACGCUAAAUGCCACAAUGCGAAGGAUUUUAAGUGUCCCAACUGCCCUGAGCAAUUUCAGUCGCCGUAUCAAAGACAAAAGCAUCUGAUAAAAGUUCAUGAUAUAGGGCAUAAGUGUAGCUACUGUGGUAGAAUGUUUACGAGGAAUUCGUUCAUGAGGGAUCACAUUAGACGGACCCAUUUGAAGGAGAAAAAUAUGGAAUGCUCAAUUUGUGGGGAGAAAUUUUUUGAUAAUCAUCUGUUGAAGCUUCAUAUGGUGAAACAUGAAGGUGUUAGGAAGUUCAGUUGCGCUGUAUGUUGUAAAUCGUUUAUGAGACGUAGUAAUUUGGCAUCGCACAUGGGAGACGUCGAAGACAGUCAAAAGAAAAACGAAAUGGUGCAAAAACACUCGAUCAAGAGACGAAACAUCGAAUAUAUAUUGCAAUACAGCAAUGCCACACCAUUUCUCUUUUAUAAAGGAAAAUAUAGGUGUUUCUUUUGCACUGAACCUAUCAAAGAUCCAGAUAUUUUAAGGGAACAUACAAAAAUCCACAAAUUUGCUAAUUUAGAGUUAAUCAUUUUUGAUCGUACUAAAAGUAAUAGAAAUCGCGAUGCAGCCGUCAAAAUCGAUAUAACUAACCUGACUUGCGAGCUUUGUACUCAAAUAUUUGCCACGCUAGAACAACUCAUUCACCACCUGAUAAUCGCGCACGACGCCGAAUAUGAUAUGAGCGUCCCAAACUGUUUUCUUCCCUUCAAGCUAGACAGAGAUCAACCUACAUGCUCGAUAUGCGACAUGAAGUUCGUCUUCUUUGAAUACCUCCUACGUCACGCUAACAAACAUCAUUUGUCCCACGAUUAUAUAUGCGAUGUUUGCGGGACGAGUUUUCAGGGGGACAAUCAUUUGAGAAUGCACAAUCGUUAUUAUCACAGAGAUGGCGGGUACACGUGUAAUUAUUGUGGGAUACGUCUGGAGACUCUAUCGAAGAAGUCGCUUCACGAAAAGAACGUGCAUUUGGCGAAUCUUCUAACGUGCCAAUUCUGUCCGGAGAUUUUCAAAAGUCCGUAUUUUAAAAAGCUGCAUCUGGCGAAUGUUCACGGUGUGGCGGAAAUGAGAAUCCAAUGUCCAUAUUGUCCGAAAAUAUUCCCACAACAGAGUCUUAUGUCCCGGCACAUGCGGCGCGUUCAUUUUCGGGAGAAAAAUGUUGAGUGUCCAAUAUGUGGGGAAAGAUUUUUUGGACCGUACGACGUGAAGUUGCAUUUGCGUAAACAUAAUGGCGAUAAGAAUUUUAUUUGUACGGUGUGCGGGAAGAAAUUCGCUAAAAAGUCUAAUUUGAAUGCGCAUUCAGUGGUCCAUACUGGCAGAAAAGACCAUACUUGUGGCGUUUGUGGGAAAGAAUUUGCGCAUAGGCCGAAUUUGAGGUUGCAUUAUAAGACCCUCCAUCCGGAGUACGUAGAAGAGAAGGUUGAAGCAAAACAAGAGGAGAUACCGACAUUUCAAGAUUUUAAAAUCGAAAAACCGGAAAGGUUGACAUCGAAGGAGAAACGCAAUAUAAUGAGAAAUAAUGUGCUACAAGUUCUAAUAAAGUCUACAGUUAUGCCAUUCCGAUGGUUGAAAAGCUGCUACCGAUGUUUUUACUGCUACGACAUAUUCACAGAACCAUCUGAACUGAAAAUGCACCAACACCAACACACAGGAGACGAAAUAAAGGAGUCCACCAUGAACAAAUACUGGGAACAGGUCGUCUACAUAGACAUCUCAACGCUAUCGUGUAAACUGUGCUCAGAUGAUAUACCAGAUUUAUACGACCUAAUUAAUCAUUUAGUGGAGAAACAUGGUGUUCUUUACAAUAAAGAUGUGGGUAUCUGCAUGAUACCGUUCAAAUUGGACAAUUAUUCCUUGAAUUGUCUCACUUGUGGUGCCACGUUUUACACAUUCGGAACAUUGUUGCACCACACGAAUAAAGAUCACAAAGGCACUUCGGCGACGCUGUGCGAAAUUUGCGGGCAGAAUUUCAAAGAUGCCAAUCUUUUGCGUCUCCACGUGAAAGCGAUACACGAUAAUAGUAGUUUGUUGUGUCAGGAGUGUGGGGAGAAGUUCGAGAGUCGAUACAAAUUGAAGAAUCAUCAGAAAUAUCAGCAUGAGCUGGAUAAGAAGAGAUAUAAGUGUCUUGUUUGUGAUGAAACGUUUCGGUCGCAUUACAAACGUUCGCGACAUAUGGUUGAGGAGCAUAAGAAUAGGGAGGUGAUUAAAUGCCUUCAUUGUCCGAAAACCUUUGUGUUUCGAAGUAUGAUGAUGACGCAUUUACGGGACGCGCACUUGAAGGUCCGGAAUCACGUUUGCAGCGUCUGUGGUUGGAAAGCGUUCACGAGUCACAGACUAAAGAAUCACAUGUAUAAACAUAGCGGGGAGAAGAAUUUCAGAUGUGAUGGUUGUGAUAAGAUGUUUACGACGAGAAAAAUUAUGAAAGCGCACUUUUCGAGAAUGCAUAAGGGCGUCCCGCUUAAGAAUGUGUAUGAAGAACCGUAUCAGUACUGA